Messenger RNA from Nothobranchius furzeri (turquoise killifish), 1426 nucleotides. RefSeq names its product stromal cell-derived factor 2 (gene sdf2). The record is from RefSeq and is a predicted model, not a curated record. Lineage: Eukaryota; Metazoa; Chordata; Actinopteri; Cyprinodontiformes; Nothobranchiidae.
UGACGUAGCGAAAACUGAUACAAAGCCUAGGGAGGUAUUGUCAGUGGCAUUGGAGUUAGAGUUGUAGUCGGAAUGGCUAACUUAAACUUAGAUAUUUUUGACCAUUUUCUACCAGCGUUUUUACUAAUUUUAUUCUGUAUAUUUGGGCUUUCUGCUGGGACGGAACUGAGCUUUGUAACAUGCGGUUCAGUCAUUAAACUAUUGAACACAAGGCACAACGUAAGACUGCACUCUCACGAUGUUCGCUACGGAUCCGGUAGCGGCCAGCAGUCUGUAACAGGUGUCUCUGUGGUGGAGGACAGUAACAGUUACUGGAGCAUCCGUGGGACCAGAGACAGUUUGUGUCAUCGGGGGUCACCAGUGACGUGCGGACAGACGAUUCGCCUCACUCAUGUCAACACCGGCCGCAAUCUACACAGCCAUUACUUUGCCUCUCCGUUGUCUUCUAACCAGGAGGUGAGCGCGUUCGGUGAGGAAGGAGAAGGAGACCACCUGGACGAGUGGACGGUUGAGUGUGGAGGAUCUGUGUGGAGGCGCGAGGAGGCCGUUCGCUUCCGUCACAAAGCCACCGACAUGCUCCUGUCUGUGACGGGGGAGCAGUACGGACGGCCGAUCCACGGUCAGACGGAGGUUCAUGCCAUGCAGAGUGCCAGUCAGCACAGCCUGUGGAAAGCCAUGGAGGGCAUUUUCAUUAAGCCCAGUGAGAGCCCGGCAGGCAGCCGAGACUACGGCCACGCCCACACGGAGUUCUGAACUUCACCUUUCUGUUUUUGCGUCGGUCUGUUGUCCGGUCUGUCCAUAUCCACCAUAAAAUCUGAACCAGCACCUUCUUUCCCCUAAAAAUGUCUCAUCUUUAUAUUCACAGGAGAUGUAUCAUCAAAGAUGCAGCAACUGCUCUGAGAUUGUAUUAAAAUCCUCUUUAUUUAGGUCUGUGGCACUAAAAAAACAAGUAAACCGGGUUCUUUACCACAGAUCAGAAAGCAGAUAAACACACUCACCAAGUGAAUUCUGUCUAAGAUAUCCUGUUACACCUGUGCCUAUAAAAACCUGUAAAAAGUUAUGGGUGUUUACAUCACUAAGCUUUUGUAAACAGGGUUUUUUACUAUCAUUUUGCUCUUUUUAAAAUUAUAUUUUUAAGCCAUAUUAAACAAAGAGUUCAGCAGUAUUAAAAUUAUAUUUUCUUUGUUUCCAUGUUGCAUCUAAGUUAUUCUGCACUGAUUUCCAUAAAAGAACAAGCAGCAGUGUUGUGUCUGUGAAUUAGAGGAUCCCCUAACUGGAUGCCGUUUAUUAACUGUGUUUGGUGGUUUAUUGUUUAGUCUGUGCAGAGUUUUACACUCAAAUUGUUUUGUGAGAGCAAAUGUGCUCCAAAGUUUCACACAAGCAUAAAACUCCUCACAUUAAAGAGUGUUUUCAUGCAUAAACACCA